GCCAAAGCCAUAGAAAAUUCUCCUUCCCUUCAUCGCUCUUUCCUUCCCUCAAUCUUGAACAAAUAAGAAAUGCCAAGCUCGCUGUUUGUUUGUACUUCUCUCUCAUCCCCACACCACUCCCUCAAGCUCUUGUAAUCAUAUUCGUGGUUUCGGUUCAAUCGCAGCUGCUCUGCUUGAUGCCAAAGUGACAAUGAGAUGACAAACUGGUAAAAGGAUUGGAGAAACCGGAGCUCUGUUUACUAUUUACUACUCCAUCAUUGCACUUGAAUCUAGAUAAGGUUAUUAAGAGAGCUGUGGUAGAAAAAGGCCACCCAAGUAGAAAUGGAGGGAAACGGAAAAGACAAGGAAUAUGAUUUGGAUAAGAUCACCGAUACUCUAGCUCCAGAAGACUCUACUGUUGGUGGCCUGCUUGUUCCAGGGAAGGAUAGAGUGGUUUUUAGACCACUUAAAAAAUCAGUUUUAGGACUAGACAUGCUUGCCAAUGCAAAGCGAAUGGAGUCAAAGGCUGAUGGUUCAUUUAAAAAACCAAAAGAAAGAGUUGCUUCGAUUGCUUCAUCACUAGAUGAAGGUGAGGAUUUGCCUGCUUCUUCAGGAAUAACUGAUGUGGAGAAUGUCACGUCUAGUAGUCUACGGAGUUACAGCAAUAGGAAAUACCGUGAAUCAGCUUCAAACGAGACUUCUAAUUUAGGAAGUGUUGUUACUGGAGAAGCAAACGCAGUUGAAGCAUCCCCCCGGCAUCAUUCAGAUAGACAUAUGAAUGUGCGGACUGAAUCUGUUGAAAGUUCAAGGAGUAGGAGUCCUAGUUCUGAUUAUACCAGAAGUGAUAGAGAUCGAAGUAAAUAUGAUGAGCACUACAGAAGCUCUGACAGGGAAGCGAGGACCCCUAGAGAUAGAUAUGGCUCUGACCAGGAAGGGAGGACCCAUAGAGAUAGAUAUGGCUCUGGCCGGGAAGGGAGGACUCCUAGAGAUAGAUAUGGCUCUGACCGGGAAGGGAGGACCCCUAGCGAUAGAUAUGGCUAUGACAGGGAAGGGAUGACCCCAAGAGAGUCCUCUCGUGGUCAAGAAAAAGAACAUGAUGGGAGAAAAAGAGGUAGAUACGACAGGUCCAUGAGAACACCUGUCAGGUCUGACUGGGAUGAUGGAAGAUGGGAGUGGGAAGAAUCCCCGCGUCGUGAUGGUCACAAUUCUAGCAGCAGACAUUAUCGGCCUUCUCCAUCCCCCAUGCUUGUUGGGGCCUCACCUGAUGCUCGGCUUGUUUCUCCAUGGUUGGGAGGGCGUACUCCUAAUUCUUCAGCUGCAUCUCCUUGGGAUAGCUAUGCUCCUUCCCCUACUCCAAUUCGGGCAUCUGGGACAUCUCUUAGGUCUGCAAGCUCCCGAUAUGGUGGGAGAUCCAAUCAGGCUUACCCUAAGGAUGGCGAAAUUGAACCAGAAAGUACAUCUGAAGACCAGAAUCAUGAGAUAACAGAAAGUAUGCGUUUAGAGAUGGAAUACAACUCUGAUCGUGCAUGGUAUGAUCGAGAAGAAGGCGGCACUGUUUAUGACGCUGAUAGCUCCUCUGCUUUUCUCGGCGACGAUGCGUCUUUUCAGAAAAAAGAAGCAGAGUUGGCUAAGAGAUUGGUGAGAAGAGAUGGGACUAAGAUGACUCUUGCACAGAGCAAAAAACUUUCGCAGCUAACUGCUGAUAAUGCUCAGUGGGAGGAUAGACAACUUAUGAGAUCAGGUGCUGUCAGAGGAACUGAGGUGCAGACAGAGUUUGAUGAUGAGGAAGAACGAAAGGUUAUUCUUCUUGUGCAUGAUACAAAACCCCCUUUUCUCGAUGGGAGAAUUGUUUUCACAAAGCAAGCUGAGCCUGUUAUGCCAUUGAAAGACCCUACGUCCGAUAUGGCUAUAAUAUCACGGAAGGGCUCCAAUCUGGUCAGGGAAAUUCGUGAAAAACAAAGCAUGAAUAAGUCCAGACAACGGUUUUGGGAGCUUGCUGGUUCUAAUCUUGGCAAUAUUCUUGGUGUUGAGAAAACUGCCGAACAGGUUGACGCAGAUACUGCUGAAGUUGGCGAACAAGGUGAAAUUGAUUUCAAACAGGAUGCAAAAUUUGCACAACAUUUAAAAAAAGGAGAGGGAGUCAGUGAUUUCGCUAAGUCAAAAACGUUGGCGCAACAGCGACAAUAUUUGCCCAUCUUUUCUAUCCGAGAAGAGUUACUGCAGGUAAUCCGCGAAAACCAAGUGAUCGUAGUGGUUGGUGAAACUGGUUCAGGAAAGACAACACAACUAACACAGUAUCUUCACGAAGAUGGAUACACAAACAAUGGCAUUGUUGGUUGCACACAACCAAGGCGUGUGGCCGCCAUGAGUGUUGCAAAAAGAGUCAGUGAAGAGAUGGAAACUGAACUUGGUGAUAAAGUUGGAUAUGCCAUACGUUUUGAGGAUGUCACCGGGCCUAACACUGUUAUUAAGUACAUGACUGACGGUGUGUUGCUGAGGGAGACACUAAAAGAUUCAGACCUGGAAAAAUACCGCGUCAUUGUGAUGGAUGAAGCGCACGAGCGGUCUCUAAGCACUGAUGUACUUUUCGGUAUCCUCAAGAAAGUCGUGGCCAGGCGUCGUGAUUUCAAGCUUAUUGUGACUUCUGCUACUCUAAAUGCUCAAAAGUUUUCGGAUUUUUUUGGGAGCGUACCUAUAUUUCACAUUCCUGGGAGGACAUUUCCGGUUCAGACAUUGUACAGUAAGUCACCUUGUGAAGAUUACGUUGAAGGUGCAGUAAAACAGGCGAUGACGAUUCACAUCACGAGUGCUCCUGGCGACAUCCUAAUCUUCAUGACCGGGCAAGAUGAGAUUGAGGCGACAUGUUAUGCUCUUCAAGAACGUAUGGAACAACUCGCUUCCAAAAAGGAAGCUCCAAAGCUGCUAAUCCUUCCCAUAUACUCCCAGCUUCCUGCUGACUUGCAAGCAAAGAUUUUUGAGAAUGCUGAAGAUGGAGCUCGCAAGUGUAUUGUUGCUACAAAUAUUGCUGAGACGUCGUUGACUGUCGAUGGGAUCUUCUAUGUCAUUGACUCGGGUUAUGGUAAGAUAAAAGUCUAUAACCCCCGUAUGGGUAUGGAUGCUCUCCAAGUCUUUCCUGUUAGUCGCGCUGCUGCUGAUCAGCGUGCUGGACGGGCUGGAAGAACUGGGCCGGGGACUUGCUACCGUCUUUAUACAGAGAGCGCUUAUCUGAACGAAAUGCUACCAAGUCCAGUCCCAGAAAUCCAGAGAACCAACUUGGGAAAUGUGGUUUUGCUGCUCAAGAGUUUGAAAAUCGACAACCUUUUAGAUUUCGACUUCAUGGAUCCUCCUCCACAAGAAAACAUCCUCAACUCCAUGUACCAGCUGUGGGUGUUGGGUGCUCUCAACAACGUCGGAGAUCUGACAGAUAUAGGUUGGAAGAUGGUGGAGUUUCCGUUGGAUCCCCCCUUGGCCAAGAUGCUUCUAAUGGGAGAGCAGCUCCAGUGCAUCGACGAGGUUCUAACAAUCGUGUCAAUGCUUUCAGUGCCCUCUGUUUUCUUCCGACCCAAGGACCGCGUGGAAGAGAGCGACGCCGCAAGGGAAAAAUUCUUUGUCCCGGAAUCUGACCACCUCACGCUCCUAAAUGUGUACAAGCAAUGGAAGUCGAACAACUACCGGGGGGACUGGUGCAACGACCAUUUCCUGCACGUGAAAGGCUUGCGCAAGGCUAGAGAGGUAAGAUCCCAGCUCCUCGACAUUCUCAAGACACUCAAGAUCCCACUCACGUCGUGUGGGCUCGACUGGGAUGUAGUGAGAAUGGCCAUAUGCUCGGCGUACUUCCACAACUCGGCUCGCCUCAAGGGUGUCGGGGAGUAUGUCAACUGCAGAAACGGGAUGCCCUGUCACCUCCAUCCGAGCAGCGCCUUGUACGGCUUGGGGUACACUCCGGACUAUGUCGUCUACCAUGAGCUGGUCCUCACGGCUAAAGAAUACAUGCAGUGUGCCACAGCUGUUGAGCCGCAGUGGCUGGCUGAGCUCGGACCCAUGUUUUUCUCGGUGAAGGACUCGGAUACGUCGAUGAUCGAGCACAAGAAGAAGCAGAAGCAGGAGAAGAGUGCGAUGGAGGAGGAGAUGGAGAGUUUGAGGAAGGUACAAGAGGAUAAGGAGAGAGAGAGGAAAGAGGAAGAGAAGAAGAAGAGGCAGAAGGAGCAACAGCAAGUUUCCUUGCCUGGGUUGAAGAGAGGGGCUUCAACAUAUCUCAGGCCCAAAAGGCUUGGGCUGUAACUUCUUUUUCGAGAGUAUAUAUUAUACAUUUGAAUUUGUGGCCCAAUUUUAUAUAGAGAGCUAACGAUAUACUGUACUUAUAUGAAAUCAUAUUUGGAAUAGCAAUCUAAUUCAAUCUUUUACUCUCCAAGUA
Molecule: messenger RNA, 4393 nt
Organism: Salvia splendens (bonfire salvia)
Lineage: Eukaryota; Viridiplantae; Streptophyta; Magnoliopsida; Lamiales; Lamiaceae
Product: pre-mRNA-splicing factor ATP-dependent RNA helicase DEAH7
Exons: 18
Coding region: 322-4260 (1312 amino acids)
Cellular component (GO): intracellular anatomical structure
Molecular function (GO): ATP binding; RNA binding; helicase activity
Source: RefSeq, a predicted model, not a curated record